CGUUACAGGGUCCUCCAAUGUUGUCAGAGUUAUUUAGAUAAGAUAGAUGGUCCUUAAUAUUCACUAAAAUUCAUAUGUAACAGAAUAUUCCUAUAUUAUACUUGCUUACUUUUUCAAUUGUAUUGUUAUUAUUAUUGUUAUUUAUGCAUAAAAUGUCAUCGUCUUUUUAUGUUGAUCACAAUUUGUAGGAAGUUAAACCAGCAAUGGGUGUCGAGGAUUACGAAAUAAUCGACUGGUUUAACGAGAUAUCCGACAAUGCAACAUCAGUGCAACAAGAAACACUUCGACAGAUUCUUGAGGACAAUUAUGGUGUUGAGUAUCUAAGCAAGUGGUUAGGGGGCGUCACGAAUAUUCGAGAGAUGGAUGCAUGUACUUUGGAAAAGAUGUUUACUAAGUUAGUCCCGCUUUCGAGUCAUGUAGAUAUUGAGCCUUAUAUUUACAAGAUUGCUGAUGGAGAUACCUCUCCACUUCUCACUCAACACCCUAUAACUCACUUCUCUUUAAGCUCUGGUACCACUGAAGGAAGGCAAAAGUACGUACCUUUUACUCAACACAGUGCUCACACUACUCUUCAGACAUUUAGAUUGGCAGCGGCUUUUAGAUCAAGAGUUUAUCCAACAAAAGCUGGAGGAAGGAUCCUAGAGUUCAUUUACGGCAGCAAGCAAUUCAAGACAAAGGGAGGCCUUACUGCAGGAACUGCUACAACUCACUACUUCAACAGCAAAGAAUUCAAGCUGAAGCAGGAAAAGACCAAGUGCUACACUUGCAGUCCUCUAGAAGUGAUUUCUAGUGGAGACUAUGCACAAACAACGUACUGCCACCUCCUCCUCGGCCUUUUCGUUAGCAGUAAAAUUGAGUUUAUCACGUCGACAUUUGUCUUCAGCAUAGUACAAGCACUCGAAACAUUAGAAGAAUUAUGGAAUGAGCUAUGCAGAGACAUCAGAGAAGGUAAACUUAGCUCAAGAAUUACGAUUCCCUCUGUCCGUGAAUCUGUCUUACAGAGUUUGUACCCAAACCCGUGUUUGGCCUUGACAAUUAGAGCAUUAUGCGAGGAACUAGAGAAGGAGAGUUGGUCUGGCUUAAUACCGAAGUUAUGGCCAAAUGCGAAGUAUGUUUAUUCUAUAAUGACAGGAUCAAUGCAGCCUUACCUUAAGAAAUUAAGACAUUAUGCAGGAAAUCUGCCCUUAAUAAGUGCAGAUUAUGGGUCUACUGAAAGUUGGAUUGGGGUGAAUAUUGAUCCUUCUUCCCCUCCUGAGAAUGUCACCUAUGCAGUCGUGCCUACGUUCUCCUACUUCGAGUUCAUACCUCUUCAAAGAAAUCGAAGGUAUGAAGACGGAAAGUCAUCUGCUUUUGAUGACUUCAUUGAAGAUGAACCUGUUCCACUAUCUAAGGUCAAGGUUGGUCAAGACUAUGAGAUAGUCCUAACUACGUUUACAGGACUUUACAGGUAUAGAUUAGGAGAUGUGGUGCAAGUAUCUGGGUUUCAAAAAGGUACCCCAAAACUGAGCUUCAUAUGCAGGAGGAAGCUGAUUCUGACAGUCAACAUAGACAAGAACACAGAGAAAGACCUGCAGAUAGUUGUCGAGACAGGGUCUCAGAUUCUGAGUCAGCAGGCUGAGCUAAUCGACUUCACGAGCCAUGCCAAUGUGGCCAGCACGCCGGGGCAUUAUGUAAUAUUUUGGGAGAUCAAGGGGGAAGCAGAGGAGCGAGUGCUACAUGAGUGUUGCAAAAAGAUGGAUGAGUCCUUCGUCGACCACGGUUACGUGGUGUCUAGGAAGACCAACUCUAUAGGACCAUUAGAGCUUUGCAUUGUUGAAAGAGGAACUUUUAAGAAAAUUUUGGAGUAUUACAUAGGAAAUGGGGCUGCUUUGAGUCAGUUUAAGACACCUAGGUGUACUAGUAACCAGAAAUUGCUCAAGAUUUUGAAUAAUUGUACCGUUAAACGGUUUUUUAGCACAGCAUAUGACUCAAUUAGCCCAAAUUGAAGUAGAUUGUUGAUAAUAAGCAUAACUCACAUGACUUGAUCUAGAGAAGUUUAUUUAUAUUUUGGUGUAGUUUUCAUCUGUAAUUAGUUAAGAAUCUUGUUAAAAAUUAAUGAUUUAGUGUUUUAUGUCAUUA
Molecule: messenger RNA, 2118 nt
Organism: Chenopodium quinoa (quinoa)
Lineage: Eukaryota; Viridiplantae; Streptophyta; Magnoliopsida; Caryophyllales; Amaranthaceae
Product: indole-3-acetic acid-amido synthetase GH3.10
Exons: 4
Coding region: 204-1985 (593 amino acids)
Cellular component (GO): cytoplasm
Molecular function (GO): acid-amino acid ligase activity
Source: RefSeq, a predicted model, not a curated record